This is a messenger RNA of Vairimorpha ceranae, 255 nucleotides long. RefSeq lists its product as hypothetical. The coding region runs from base 1 to 255 and encodes 84 amino acids. Gene Ontology annotation, molecular function: zinc ion binding. The record is from RefSeq and is a predicted model, not a curated record. Lineage: Eukaryota; Fungi; Microsporidia; Nosematidae. The transcript has a single exon.
AUGGACUUUGACAAAAUUGAUAAAAAUGAAAUUUUUCUGUUGGUAGGGGAAGAUCUUGACAAGAUAAACUCUACUACAUUAAAAACUAAAAUUUUUUAUCAGAUACAAUAUUUUAGUGUAGAAGAUUACAAAAUAAUAAAUAGUCCUGUUGGAUAUAAAUGUUCAUGUGAUUGUUUAAUUUGUUGGCAUAUUUUAAAAGUUAUUUAUCAUAAAGAUAAGGCACUAACAGAACCAGUUAAUAUUGAUGACUUUUAA